UUUCUCAUCUUUCUACAGUUUUAAGUAUUCGAGGGGCACAAGAAGAGGAACCACCAGAUCCCCAACUGAUGCGACUAGACAACAUGCUUAUAGCGGAGGGUGUAGCCGGGCCAGAGAAGGGCGGUGGCUCCGCGGCGGCCGCAGCAGCUGCAGCAGCUUCGGGUGGCGGGCCGGGCCAACCAGACAACGCCAUCGAGCACUCAGACUACCGGGCCAAGCUGGCGCAAAUCAGACAGAUCUACCACACCGAGCUUGAGAAAUAUGAGCAGCAGGCCUGUAACGAGUUCACCACACACGUCAUGAACCUCCUGCGAGAGCAGAGUAGGACGAGACCCAUCGCGCCCAAGGAGAUCGAGCGAAUGGUCAACAUCAUCCACAGAAAGUUCAACGCCAUCCAGGUCCAGCUGAAGCAGAGCACGUGCGAGGCGGUCAUGAUACUCCGGUCCAGGUUUCUGGACGCAAGGAGGAAAAGGAGAAAUUUCAGCAAGCAAGCGACAGAGAUCUUAAACGAAUAUUUCUACUCCCAUUUGAGCAACCCAUACCCCAGUGAAGAAGCGAAAGAGGAGUUGGCACGGAAGUGUGCGAUAACGGUGGCACAGGUUUCAAAUUGGUUCGGCAACAAGAGAAUUCGCUACAAGAAGAACAUCGGCAAGGCACAGGAAGAGGCCAAUCUCUAUGCAGCCAAGAACGCCGCGGCCGCGGUCUCGGUGGCGACGUCACAGCACGACGGCAACCAGAGCCAACCGCCCUCGGCGCCCAGCACGCCCACGGGCAAUGGUAGCAAUCCCGGUUCAGGAGGGUACAUGUCAUCCCAGAGCCAAAUGGUCAGUCAGGAAGGCUCGUUCAUGAACCUCCAGAACGGAGACAGCUACAACAUGGCCAACCAGGUCGGCGCCAACGUCCAGUCACAGGUAGCUAGCCUGAGGCAGGUCAUAUCUCAGACAGGGGGCUACGGUGGGGACUCCCUACCCCCGCACACCCAGCCCCACUCCAUGUAUGACCCCAGCAUGACCCAGUAUGCCAGCCAGCACGUGUCAGGCCGCGCCAGCGGGGGUGAGGUGGUGGGCGCGUCGUGACGGUCGCCAGGCGAGACAUGGCCAUGAGUCUUUAGGGGAUUGAUUAUAACAAAAAAAAAUGUGCCACCGAUUAUUUCCUCGCAUUGAACUGUUGCAAAAAUUGGUUUUGAAUCACUUCACCAAAAAAAGAGAGACCGAAUGGAGUUUGAAUUCGCUACCACAGCAUUUUCUGAAUUGCCAAAUGAUGUAUACAGCUAUGCUUCAUGCAACCAGCUUUUUUCGAAUCAGCAUUAAUGUCUCGUCCGAUCACCGAACCCUGCUGGGCAUUUGGAACUCCUGCAUUUGUGUUAACUUCGACAUGAUUUUUUUUUAUGCCAUCUGCUUGAGACUUUUUCUUGGAAAGGGGUUUGAAUCAAGAACUGAAAUCAAGAAUUGUGGUGCCAGAUACAAUUGCUUUCGUCUGUGGAAACGGGAUUGAACGCACCUCAGAUAAUGAGUAGAUCGCUGAGUGCUCAGCUGGAGAAAGUUGGAGCCCUUCUCUCUUCUCGUCAAGGGGGUACCGCCCAGUUUUCUUAAAAAAUUAUGGGACAAAGGAGGGAGAAACACCAUUUUUUCUGUGUUUGUAGUCCUCACACGUGUUAAUCUUGUCAGCAGAGGAAAGUCCAAUAACACUGUAUGCUGCCCUCUAUUGCUGUCAUGUAGUCAGCCCACGUGUACGUAUGGUAUUGUAUGUUUCCAAGGCUAAAAUCUGAGAGACAAAAAACAUGGCUACUUUUUUUCAUAAACUGCAUUUCUGGACAUGUUUAAACCUGAAUAAAGGUACCCAUGUUGGUGUGAUGGUGAUUUGUGAACGAAGCAUGAAAUAAUGUACAGUUUCAGCGAAAAAAAUCCCCCAAAACGAAAACACAAUUUGAGGACUUUCAUGAAAGACAAACAAGCUUGUCACAAGUUGUCUGCAACAUUUUUUUGCCAAAAUUCUCAAAUUUUUUUUACAAUGUCAAAUUUAUCAAAUGAAUAGUUGGUACCAAGUUGUAUUGGUAUUUGCAGAGUUUGUGCUCUUACGAACACAAGCUUUAGUACACUAUCACUGCUUUCAGUAAUAGUCAAGUGUUUAUUGCUUUGCUAAGAAUGUAAAUGGCAGACAAGUUUUAGUCUUAAAAAACAAGUUGUCGUUUUCAGAGGUUCAUUUGACAAAAACAGAGAAGCAAGAAAACCGAACUUGACUGGUUACUUUCAAGUAUGUGAAGUCCAGCAUCAAAUGCCAUAUUCAACUGUAGAACAUUGUCACCCAUCUUAGAAUCUAGCGUGCAUAUAUGUGUGUUUGAAAUAUACUUCACAGUCAUAACAUGGUUGUCAUUUUUUUUUCAGGUUUUUUGGUGAAGUGAUGUAUUCAGUAUCAAUAAUCAAAAUCUUAUCAACACUUUGUGUAUUCCACCUUGUUUAUUUUUCAGCUUAAUUCUUAUUUUUUAAUUAAAAAUGUGCCAUUACUUUUUAAUUUAACUGUUCAUAAUACUCCUGUUAAUAUUGAAGUAUGGAAAAGUGUGAAAACUAUGCGUGCAUGUUAAAAAGAUGUAGGCAUUUUUAAAGUUGAACUUUUCGGAAACUUUCAAUUUUUCAUCAUUUUUUUUUUUUUGGUGAUGUUGUUUUCGUUUGUCAUAUUUAAUACCCUUAGUUCACAAUCUGUAGGUGAUUUUUUUUAAAGUAAUAUUCUCUCCCACCCUUGGGAUAAGCUGUUAAGUUCUUAAUCUAUUAACGAGAUUAAUGUGUCUGUAAAUAUAAACACUUUUUAACAAAAGAAAGGAAAAAGCAUUUCUUAAAUUGCCUUCCAAAUGUGGAUUUUAUUUAGGAUGUUAGAGGGUAACUCUGAAAAGGGGAGGAGUUUCGUUCACAAUGAAGGAGGGGUUGAGUUAACAUUUUUUUAUCUUGGCUUGCUUUUUACAGUAAUGAUAUUAUUGAUUUAUUGAGCACAGGAUUGGCAGUGUUUUAUUAAGGCUUGUUUUAACUUUAUCAAAGAUAAAAUAUUGAAAGACCAGCAUUUUUCAUAAAAUUCAAUUUUUUUUAAUUAAAAACUUCUGAGAUCACAGAUGAAAAUAACGCUGAUAUUUCACCCCAUAGAGAAGUUCAUCUUUUUUUGCCAAUCAUGUACUCAACUACCGAUUCAAUCAAAUAUUUUUGAGGUGUUUCUCCAACUAUUUAAAAGUAAAAAAAAAUGUCAAGACUAAAUGAAAUAUAGCAACCGUUGUAAGACACUACGCAACUUGCUGGCUAUUUAUUGUCACUAAAUGUUGAAUAUGUUUUUAUUUAACAUAAUUGUGGUUAAAUAUUUUUGGCAAAAUUGAGCUUUUUAGAGUGCUGUACAUUGGGAUCUUUCUUUCUUUUUUAUUUUUCAAUUCACAACUUGAAAUGGAUCUUUGUUGUUUGUAGUGCAUGCAGGCAUGCUGUGUCAGAUCUCAUAAGGCCAGGGUCAGUAGGAGUAGAACUUUUAAAAAUCAUGUUUUCGCAAGAUUUUAUUGCCAAAAUUGUUUGUUUUUUAAUGCUCUGCGCUCUUGACCUUGUUUUCCCUUUGCUGAACAUUUCAAUAAUUAAAAAGUAGGGCCUACUGCAAUGAUAUGAAAGAUUGUUGGUCUUUUCUCAAACCUCAACUUUGGGUGAGGCUUAUCAUCCGAAUCCGAGGUUUCAGCAAUGGCCAUAUUACAGUGGAUCAAAGUUCCUUCUAAAUCUUCGUAAUUCUUAUUUGUAAUGUCUCCCAAACAACAAAAGUGAAUACUUGCAAAUGAAAAGGUACAAAUUUUGAAUGCCCUUUGGUGUAGAACGUUCUCCUUACCUGGAAAGGCACAAAGUAAAGUUAAACCAAAUCACAGCGUUACGACUAAAUUAUUGAGCACAAUUCUAGCAUUUUGUGUUUGCACAUUGUGCGCAUUGUGGAUCAUGCGUUAUGCAAGCAUGUAAAGCCACUUCCUAUUGGUUGAACCACUGAAAUACUUUUUUUAUACUAAAGUAGGAAUGCUCUGAUUGGACAAGAGGUCACAGACUCACUCUCCUAACACCCACGGAGGUUCAUUUUAGUUGAUGCCUGAAUCCAAAAUCAUUGUACAUAAGGGAAAACAUAAAUAUGUGAGAAGGGAAACGUAUGUUAAUCAUGUGUGGUUGUUAUGCCCUAAUUGUUAGUUGAGAAUUAAUCAAACAUGAAAUUGACUGAAGAGAUUCUAACUUAUUUCGCAUUCAUACCCAAUUCAAAAUGACUAUAUUUUUAAGUGCAUUUCGUGUUUCUCCUGUACAUUACCGUUGGUGUGUCUGAGUCCUCUGUAGCGUUGGUAACUUGACUUCAGAGAGCAAGUUCCAAGCUCAAAAGAUCGCAUUUGGAAAAAUCAUUCAAGAAAUCCAAGCGUUUUAGGAAUAUUUGUUUUUGCUGCUUCACUUGUCAUGAAUCAAAUGCUGUGUUGACCAAUCUGUUAGGCUCUGUCCACUGUGCACGUGGGAAAGAACAGAUGUUAGUCUCCCUUGCAGCACUUUUAUGUUCCAGCUGCACGCGUCAUGUCCAUGUGCACGCGCAUGUUGGACUUUUGUGCGUGCAUGUUGCACAUUAAUCACAGCUGUGAUUGGUCAAUACAAGAUGGGGCAGAGCUAACGCUGGGCGAGUAACACGAUUACUCGAGUACUCACGAGUAGUUUAUGCUACUCGUUGUUCUACUUGCGAGUAGCAAUUGAAGGUUUAGGUUUCACAGGUUAAUACGUCCCCAGCAAACUGGGAAUCACUUCCUCCACCUCUCUCUCCGUAGGAUUCCAUUCGUCCCAAAAAAAAAAAAAAAGUAUUUACUUCCCGUCAUACUAACGUAUAUGUAAUUUUUCUGCUUUUAUGGGCAUUUGGUCAACUACUCGCGAGUACACAACUACUCACGAGUAAUUUUUUGCGAGUACUCGAGUAGAAAAAUUCACUACUCGCCCAGGCCUAGGCGGAGCUUAAUUGAACGAUCUUUUAGUCUGUGAAUCCGAUUUCGCCUGUAUGUUUAACAAUACUUGGCAAAGCUAAAUCCGCAAAUUUAUAUACAGAUUGUCGUAUUAUUUACGAUCUCUAAAGACUCCACGAAACUCCAGACAAUAAAAAUAAUAACUUAUUGGUUGCUGAGGUGAUUCUACGAACACAGAGGAAUGAAUCAAUUCAAGCUUUGGAUUAUCGAGGGACUAUCUUGUCCGUGCGUUGAUUAUCGUAAUUGUUGUGAUGUGGUCUGAGAUAUCCAAAGUUAAGUUAUGUUUUUCAACUGUACAAAAAAAAACGUUGCCAUAGCUAUGAAAUAGACACUGUAGAUUUAACUGUCUUGCGAUUUGUGUGUUCUACUGGUUUGUUUUCUUAUUUUUUAACUGUAGAAGUUUUUUGAGUUGUACCCCGUGUUACGUAAACAAUUCUUUUUGUGUGAGAAUUUGCUACGUUAUUCAUUUUCAAGGGUUUGCCACGAUCGAGGACGCUAUUCAUAGGCACCUAAAAGUGCCGAGUAACUUUUGUUCUUACAGUUAUUAUGUAUGCUGUUUUAUUUAUUUAAUUUUGGCUUAUGUUUGAUUUGGCUUUUUUAAAUCUUGUUUCUUGAUUGAUUUUUACCUCUGUCCUUUGAUGCAAGUUACAUUUAUACCGAUGAGUCACCUUGGUGUGGACUUCGUACCACUAACUAAAAUGGAUGAAAAGCAACGCAAACAAAAACCAAAUGGCUUUUAAAACUACUGUGCUUUUCAAAUCAAGGAAAAAAGUAUGUAAAUUUGAACCAUGGGCUACUCGGAUAUUUUUGACUUGUGCUUGUUUCUUGCCCUCUUAAAUUUUUUUGUUUCAUAUUUCUGUAAUCAAACUUUGGGCAUUCACAAGGAAAAAAACACACAGAGAAUGGUAGUGUGAAUUUUGUGACAUAUACACAGCAUUUUAGAAACAUUUUAAUGAGCUUCGCUGAAGGGGGAUGUGUUAUAUUGCUAUUUUGAUCUCUGUCCAAAGUAGGGAUGGACAAAGAAGGUUAAUGCGAACUUCCUUUUCACUACAUUAUCACUUGUGAAGAAAACUAAACUGAAUUGGAAUCGGCCUUUAGCCAGAAACUGAAAAUAGUUUCUGCCAACGAAAAAUUGAGUUUGCAUCUACCCCAGGCACAACAGCUUUUCUAAAAGCCUGUUGAAAUUUUGGGUUUCUUGUGUUAAUAAAUUAAUUACGUCAAAACAUCUAAAAGUAUUCCAGGCUACAUGUGUUCAUUAAUUGAAGAAAAAAAGAUUUCGCUUUUUCUUGACCAUGUAUAAAAGUUUUUUUUUUUUAAUUGAUGGGUGCUAUGCACGUGUAAUUAACCAGAGUGUAUGUAGAAAUUUAAAGGUCAUAAAUUCAGUUUAAAGAAAAAAAAAUUUACAAAAAAAAAAAGAAACCUCACUCUUAACAUGUGAACACUUUUUUGUACAUUGUACAGUCAUUGUAGAGCAGUCCGUGUGGAGAUACAAAGGGUUCAGAGUGCAAGGGUUAAAGGUGAAGUGUAGGUCAUAGGUCAUCUAAAUUUAAUAAAAAUCACUGUGUAAAUAGUAAAAAAAAUAAAUGAUAAUCAUCGAAAGUUCCUUUAACCCUUGCACUCUUUUUAUGUAGUUUUUGUAGAUUUAAGAAAAUGUUGCUUGUAUGGUUGAGCCUAUUGCCAGUGUGACAAUUUUCUGCUGUCACUGUGGCAGCCAUUUUGGUUGCUAUGCACAUGGGAAAUGUUUUUUUGGUGUGGCUCCAAAAUAGUCAGGUGCCUGUACUGAAAAAUGCACAGAAAUUGAAGUCUCUAUUGAAGCCUACUGUGGCAGCCAUCUUGGUUGCUAUGCACAUGGGAAAUUUUUGUGAGGCUCCAAAAUAGUCGGGUGCCUGUGAUGAUGACUGAAAGUAUCCAUUGAGGCCUCUGGAGAGUAGACAAAAUGGCUGCUGUUUUCACCGUACAAGCAACACUUCCUUGCAAUUAUUUAGUUGAACUGUGCAUUCACGUGUACCAGUUUUCUCAGUCUCAUAGCCUAGCGAUAUUGAGCUGCGUAGAAAACAAAAAAACGCAGACUUUUAACUGUAGAGCAGCACCCGUGUUGGUGUUGAGAAUACUUUAAAAAGUGUUAACCGAUUCUUGAAGGCUGCUUUUGACAGCCAAUGACUGCUGUAAAUCACUGUAAUUAUUACCAUUGUCUUUGAGGAGACCACCGUACCUACCCUACAACAAAAGAAAGAAAAAAAAAGAUGGUUUGUAAUAAUAAACACAUUGGUGGAAAAUGA
Molecule: messenger RNA, 7263 nt
Organism: Patiria miniata (bat star)
Lineage: Eukaryota; Metazoa; Echinodermata; Asteroidea; Valvatida; Asterinidae
Product: pre-B-cell leukemia transcription factor 3-like
Exons: 6
Coding region: 69-1076 (335 amino acids)
Biological process (GO): embryonic organ development; neuron development; regulation of transcription by RNA polymerase II
Cellular component (GO): nucleus
Molecular function (GO): DNA-binding transcription factor activity, RNA polymerase II-specific; RNA polymerase II cis-regulatory region sequence-specific DNA binding
Source: RefSeq, a predicted model, not a curated record